Carya illinoinensis is the source of this 1459-nucleotide messenger RNA. RefSeq names its product caffeic acid 3-O-methyltransferase-like. The record is from RefSeq and is a predicted model, not a curated record. The coding region runs from base 103 to 1221 and encodes 372 amino acids. The transcript has 5 exons. Gene Ontology annotation, biological process: methylation. Gene Ontology annotation, molecular function: S-adenosylmethionine-dependent methyltransferase activity; O-methyltransferase activity; protein dimerization activity. NCBI's taxonomy places the organism in Eukaryota, Viridiplantae, Streptophyta, Magnoliopsida, Fagales, Juglandaceae.
UCAUCUUCGGUACCAUGAGAGACACCUCAAACCAUCACUGGCGCGUUCCCUUCCCUUAUAAAUAAGUCUCAGUGCCACAGCAACUUCCUCAAAACGAAAAAAAUGGCUUCCCCUGCAAACCAAGUUACCUAUGAUAACAAGCCCACCAUUGACGAAGAAGAUGGAGGAGUCGAAUAUGCAGGCACAUUGGCCAGCUCUUUCAUCUUCCCAAUGGUGUUUAAUGCAUGCAUAGAGCUCGACGUGCUUGAGAUCAUUAACAAAGCAGGCCCAGGUGCCCAACUCUCGCCCCAUGCCAUCGCUGCUCAACUUCCAAUUCGCAAUAAUAGUCCAGAUCAUGCGCCAGCUGUUUUGCUGGACCGCAUGCUGUAUCUGCUUGCUAGCCACAAUAUUCUCAGUUGCUCUGUGGAGACCCUCGAAGAUGGUGGAGGAGGAGUUCAGAGAAGUUACGGUCUCACUUCUGCUGGGAGGUGCUUUGUAAGAAGCGAGCAGAGUGGAUCCAUGGCACCCUUAUCUCUCUUCGCUCGUCACCAGACCAUUAUGGACAUGCGGUUUCACUUGAAGGAUACAGUGCUUGAAGGUGGGUUCGCAUUUGAGAAAGCUCAUGGAAUGUCGAUGUACAAGUACAACAACAAAGAUCCUAUAUUUGGAGAGGCUUUCAAUUUCGCCAUGAGUCAAUACUCCAUCCUUGUGGUCAAACAAAUUCUUAAGAAAUACAUGGGUUUUGAGGGCCUGUCGACGUUUGUAGAUGUUGGUGGUGGAAUAGGAGGGACCCUAAACUUGAUCAUCUCCAAUUACCCUUCCAUUAAAGGCAUUAACUUUGAUAUGCCUGAAGUAGUACGCAAUGCCCCAUCUCUUAAUGGUAUAGAACAUGUCGGAGGAGAUAUGUUCAAAGAAGUCCCAAAGGGAGAUGCCAUAUUGUUGAAGCUUGUUCUUCACAAUUGGGACAAUGAGCAAUGCUUGAAAAUACUGAAAAAUUGCUACAAAGCCCUGCCGGAAAUCGGAAAGGUAAUUAUCAUUGAACCAGUGUUGCCUGUAGCCCCAGAGUCAACCAACUUCUGCAAGAUGGCAACACAAAUUGAAAAUAUAGUGUUCAAUCAGCUUGGAACUGGAAAGGAGAGAACAGAGCCUGAGUUCAGGGCCUUGGCAAUUGCAGCUGGAUUUUCAGACUUCCGAGUUGCAUGCUGUGUUUGUGCCCAUUCGGUCAUGGAGCUCCACAAAUAAUAAUAAAAAGAGUGGUACAGAGAAAAAUGGAUCUAUAAAGAUAUCCUAUAAACUGACCUGACACUUAUCACUUUAUUCGCUGCCGCUCGAGGUGGUCCACCCCCUUUUUUUUCUAUGGUUUUUGGUCAUUAAUGUGUUUGGAAUAUCUCGGAGAGGGAAUUACCAAAGCAAGUUAAUUUGAUUCGUGUUGUCGUGUAGGCUCUCUCCUUUUAUACGAAUCUACAACUCUCUUUACUGA